AUGGACGAGGACGAUACUCACUCGAACAGCUCAAGUGAAACCUCGGUAGCCUUCGUGAAGGAAGUAAUUCCAGAGCGACCAGUCCAAGCUCCAGUCCCUCGAGUGGCCAACCCAGUCCCUCUCGUACAGACCCAACUCCAGGUCUCAGACAAUCCUAGUACGCAACCUUCGGAUGAAUCAACUUGGUUCGAAGGCGCGUUAUCCAAAGACGAGUCAGACAAAGCUCAUGCUAUAAUGGCAUCGAAGAAAGGUACCCUCGAAAUGAAGAACGGUGAUAUCAUUCACAACGGGAGGAUUUUGAAAAGCGGAAACGCACAAAUGAAGGAAUCAUUGGCCCCACUGUCCCCCGGUUUAACCAUCAUUCUAAAAAAUCUAUCCUCAUACAUUCAAUUGACAGUAUUCAACGAUGAAUGGUUGAUCAAAGACCAAAAGGCGUGGUCUUCACGGACUACUAAAUCAGAUAAAAAAGAAUCAGGUGAAGCCCGGAUAUAUGGUGGAGAAGCACCGGUGGAAGAACUCACUAUUGAUUUUGAGGCCUGGGGAGACUGCAUGGAGCUAUUUUGCGCCCACCUGGUGUCAUGUGGAUGGAAACCUGUCGCGGAUCGUUUCGAAGGUCAUAUCGCGGUAGUGAAGAAAUUAAGAAAAGAUUUCGGCUGGAUGGUAGCGUUGAGGUACUGUCGGUUGGUCAGACAGGGUGUUAUGCGAGAGACGGUAGACAAGUCUAUAGGAAAUUACGCGGAGUUGCAAGAAACGUUGUUAGUUGAGGCAAAGACAACCGCGGAAAGCUAUAACGAGCGACAUUACCGAACCAACCCCUACGCACCAGGAAGACCAAAGGCCAGUGUCUGCCCAUUGACCAACAAACCGAAGUCGAGCACGACUACAGGAAACUCCUUAACCCCAACAGAAAACCGCCACUCUUUUACGAGUAGUUACAAAGGUAACGGGAGGAAAGGGAGGGGUGGAAGUUUCAGAGGUCGAUACGAUGAUGGUCGGAAAAGGGAUGAUUGGAAGCGCGAUGAUCGUUACGCUAGUGACAGGUACGCUAGUGAGAGGUACACGGGAAACAGAGGUAGAAGCCGGAGCCCAGACCGAAGGGACAGAAAUGGAAACCCCGUAAAGGGUAAAAAAGCUCGUAUGACAAAUGCCAUAAGAACAGAAUGGAACUAA
Messenger RNA from Melampsora larici-populina 98AG31, 1170 nucleotides. RefSeq lists its product as uncharacterized. NCBI's taxonomy places the organism in Eukaryota, Fungi, Basidiomycota, Pucciniomycetes, Pucciniales, Melampsoraceae. The transcript has 2 exons. The record is from RefSeq and is a predicted model, not a curated record. The coding region runs from base 1 to 1170 and encodes 389 amino acids.